UGCUGUGAGCUGUGUAACACCACACACUCUACCGAGGGCAAUAAAGUGAGACUCUGCCUCUACAAAAAAAAAAAAAAAGAAAGGCGAAGUUGGUUUUUUUUUAAUAAGUACAUUUUAAAAUUUCUAAAGUACAAGAUUAAGUCCCCGAUUGUACCACGCAAUGACUUUCAUAAACCACACAUCCAAAGUAAUCAACACCAAGAUUGAGAAACAGACACCACCACCCCCACGCUAGAAGCUCUGCUUCAAUCACAACACCCUGCUUUCCCUCAAAAGGGCAAUCAUUAGCCUAAAUUUUUUUUUUUUUUUUUUGAGACACAGUCUCAUUCUGUUGCCCUGGGUAGGGUGCCCUGGCAUCAUCCUAGUUCACAGCAAUGGCAAACUCUUGCACUUGAGUAAUCCUCUUGCCUCAGCCUCCCAAGUAGCUGGGAUUGCAGGUGCUCACCAUGGCACACAGUUUUUUGGUGGUGUUUUUUCUCCCCUAUUUUUUUAGAUACUGGUCUCGUCUUGCUCAGGCUGGUCUCAAACUCCUGAACUUAAGCAAUCCAGCAGCCUCCACCUUCCAGAAUGUUAGGAUUACAGGCGUGAGCCACACAGCAUGGCCACUAGCCUGAUUUCUAACAGUAAGAUUUACUUUGCCAAGAUCUGUCUGUUCCAUAAUGGAGCCAAACAAUGCGUCUUACUCUGCAUAAGGGUUCACACAUUAUGUUAGUGAUAUUCAUCCAUACUGCUACUGUAUAUUUUACGUUUAUUGACCAUUGGUAUUUGUCUAUGAAUAGCCUGCCCACAUUUCUUGCCCUGAGUUUUUAUUUGGGCAAAUUUUAUGGUGGAAUAGUCACAAAUGGAAAGGAGAAAAAUUAAGAUUGAAAUGAUAGUUGAUAAAAUGAAAAAAGGUAGGCAAACUCAGUUUUGAAUCACAGGUUUUGAAUACACUUGCUAAGGGAGCCUGGUCAAGUAACUUCUCAGGUCCCAUCUUGUUUAUAAAAUGGUGAUGAGAUUUACCUCAAAGUGGUGUGAGCAAUGAAUAGGAUAACGUAUGUAAUGCUGGAAAUACAAUUAUUACAAUAGUCAAUCUGCAGAAUUAAUGGCACAGUGCACAGAAAUUUAAAAAACGUAGAAACUAGGGUGGUUAGUUGAUUUGAAAAAACAAUUUCUGGCAUUUUCACUAUCCCAUUCUCUCGUUCCUACCCCUCCACCCGGGUGUUGGUGGCGUCACUAUGGCAACGAGCACGCGCAGCCCAGGGUUCCAUCUCUGCAGUUAACGACCUUGACCGCCUCACUAGGCUGCCCAGAGGCUCUGCGGCGCGCCUCACCCGCCCGGUCUCGGAUUGGCCUAGACAAGGGACAGAAAUGGCCAAAGCAGCAGCCUCCUCGCCGCUGGAGGACUUGGAUCUGAGCGGUGAAGAGGUCCAGCGGCUCACCUCCGCCUUCCAGGACCCGGAGUUCCGGCGACUGUUCUCCAAGUACGCCGAAGAGCUCAAUGACCCCGAGAACAGGCGGCGCUACGAGGCGGACAUCACCGCGCUGGAGCGGGAGCGUGGGGUGGAAGUGCGGUUCGUGCACCCGGAGCCAGGCCACGUGCUGCGCACCAGCCUGGACGGGGAGCGGCGCUGCUUCGUGAACGUGUGCAGCAACGCGCUGGUGGGCGCGCCCUGCAGCCGGCCGGCCGCCGGGGGAGAGGGCGGGGUCGCGCCCGGCCGCCACUGGUCCCUGCCCUACAGCCUGGCGCCCGGCCGCGAGUACGCGGGGCGCGGCGGCACCCGCUACACCGUCUACGACGUGGUCUUCCACCCCGACGCGCUCGCCCUGGCCCGGCGUCACGAGCGCUUCUGCCAGAUGCUGGACGCCACGGCCCUAGAGGCGGUCGAGAGGCAGUUCAGCGUGAAGCUGGACCGCAGGAAUGCCAAGACCCUGAAGAUCAAGUACAAAGGGACCCCGGAGGCCGCCGUGUUGCGCACGCCCCUGCCCGAGGGCGGCCCGGCCCGGCCCGAGGGGAAGCCGGAGAGCCCGCUCCUGGACUUCCCCUACCCCUACCGGUAUCCGGCCCCCGCCGGGAACCCCGCGGGCCCCCGGCCCCCGGAGCCCACACCCCCGGAGGCGCCGCCGCAGCCCGUCCCUACCGAACCUCGCUACAGCGUGGUGCAGCGCCACCACGUGGACCUGCAGGACUACCGCUGCUCCCGGGACUCUGUCCCAAGCCCCGUGCCCCAUGAGCUGGUGGUCACCAUCGAACUGCCCUUGUUGCGCUCGGCCGAGCAGGCAGCGCUGGAGGUGGCGGGAAAGCUGCUGUGCCUCCACUCGAGAAAGCCCGACUACCGGCUGCGCCUGUCGCUGCCGUACCCGGUGGACGACAGCCGCGGCAAAGCGCAGUUCAACAAGGCGCGGAGGCAGCUGGUGGUCACGCUGCCGGUGACGCCGCCGGCCGCGCGCCCGGAGCCCCCUGCGGCGCCGGAAGCGUCCGCGGCUGGGCCCGGAACUGACGGCGCGGCCUAUGCUUCCUCCGGCGAGGGCGGGGCGGGGCCGGCGUGGGGUCGCGCCGGGGACGAAGGCGGGGGUCCCGACCGAGCGGGGACUUCAGACCCGGGGAACGCGCCCCCGGGCGCCCCCGAGCUGGCCGGUGCUGGAGAGGAGGAGCUGGUCCCCGAGCGGGAGGGGCAGGACUGGGGCAGGCACACGGUCGCUCGCGUCGGGGAGGCGCCGUCUUCCGCAGCGGAGAGUUUGCUCGGUGGCGGCGUCUCCGCUUUUUCUUCAUCCCGGGGCUUGGACUGGGCGGGCGAGCUCAGUGUGGACGCGCGCGCGGCCCCGGAGGGCGCGGGCGGGGAGCGCUCGGCCGCGGCCAUGGGUGGUCCCGGGACCGAGAGCGGGGAACUUUCGUGUCCUCCGUUGCUGUGUAAUCAGGAGGAGGAAUCGUUGACUCUGCUAAUUCAAGUGCCUCGGAUCCAGCCCCAAAGUCUUCAAGGGGAUUUGAGCCCCCUCCGGUACAAGUUGCGCUUUUCCACCCAAGACUUAGUUUAUUCCUUCUUUUUGCAAUUUGCUCCGCAAAACAAAUUGAGUACCAAAGAACCAGUGAUUAGCAUUUCUUCAAACAAUGCAGUGAUCGAACUGGCCAAAUCUCCAGAGAGCCAUGGACUUUGGAGAGAGUGGUAUUAUGGUUUAAACAGCGAUUCUUUGGAGGAAAGGUUGUUUGUCAAUGAAGAAAAUGUUAAUGAGUUUCUUGAUGAAGUCCUGAGCUCUCCAUUCAAACAGACUAUGUCCCUAAGUCCGCCAUUAAUUGAGGUUCUUGGAGUUACUGAUAAUAAGAUUCAAAUUACUACAAAGUUGCAAGAAUGUAGCAACUCUGAUCAGCUUCAAGGAAAAGAAGAAAGAGUCAGUGAAGGAAGUCAUCUAACUGAAAAAGGAAAUGUAGAACAUUUUACCACUUCUACAAAUGAUUCUGAUUCAUCUGUAGCAGUUAAAGCUCUACAAAUAGAUGGUUGUGGUUCAGUUGCAUGUUUUCAUCAGAAGUCUCAGAUGCUAUGUGAAAAAUCUCAGCCACCUGAAUUGCAAAUGAAACCUGAAUUUGUAAAAGAAAAAUAUGCUUCUUACUCAAAUAAGGAAAAAGAUAACUUAAAAGAACCACUAAUAACUGAAGAAAAAGAAUUAGAUGGAGAUCACCUAUCUUCAUUACUAAACAAAACUACAGUUCACAAUAUGCCUGAUUUUGACAGCAUAAAAGAAACCAAUAUGGAGGAUGGGAGCGUGCAGAUUAUCAAAGAUCAUGUGACACAUUGUGCAUUCAGUUUUCAGAAUUCUUUGCUAUAUGAUUUAGAUUGAUUAUAUAGAACUGUAAUUAUAUUAAAAAAUAAAAUUAUAUGGAAUUCAUCCAAAAUUUGCAAUUUUGAUUCUACUGGGGAAACUGGAGGUAAUUUUUUUGCCUCUAGAAUUUAAGUGAAGUUUCCUUAGUUAUGGAGAUAAGGGUUGUGAUUCUUCUGAUGGAGAGUUAAACAUUUUGUUUUAAUAUAACCUGUAUAUAUUUACUUCCAUGUUAAUUCUUGCUUCCUUUGUUUAACAUCAAUAAAGUUCAAAAUAAUUAUUCACUAAGUUGCAUUUGUCACACAAAGUAAUUCUCAGAAAUUUAACUGGAAAUAGGAGUAUGUGUGUGUGGGGGGCAAAAUCUCAAAACUUAAAUCUAACUGGGAUGUAGUCACACUUAAAAUAGAGGUUCUUAGAGGGAAAGGAACUUUACUAACCAAUAUUAGCCAUCUAAAGAAUUUCAAUAGACACACCAAAUGAAAUUUAGUAUUUUUUAUUAACUAGUUACCCUUCUGUUACAUCAACUAUAUAUAAUAGAGGUUAAAUUAUUUAAUAAUGACCUGGAGAAUUCAAUUUUUAAAAAGAAUUGGUGACUUGAAAUACUAAAAUAUUGGGCUGGGUGCCAUGGCAGCUGUAAUCCCUACACUUGGGGAGGCUGAGGCAGGCAGAUUGCCUGAGCUCAUGAAUGAGUUCGAGACUGGCCUGAGCUACAGCGAGACCCUGUCUCUAAAAAUAGCCAGGCGUUGUGGCAGGCACCUGUAGUCUUGGCUCAUCGGGAGGCUGAGGCAGGAGGAUCGCUUGAGCCCAGGAGUCUGAGGUUGCUGUGAGCUAUGAUGCCACAGCACUACUGGGGGAUAGGAGGUGGGGAUACAAAGUGAGACUCUGUCUCAAAACAAAAAAUUGUAAAUCAUCUUGGUUUUAUAGAAUACAUUUAAGAAUUUAAAAAAUCUGGCAAUGUGAUAGGAAAAUUGUCUUCUAUUAUUACAUAAAAACAAAAGCCAGUGUUUUUUUUUAAAAAGAUGCAGUUUUCCUGUACUGCCUAGGCUGGAUGUGAACUCCUAGACUCAAGCGAACCUCCACCUUAGCCUCCUAAAUAAUUAUUUUACAAUGCCUCAAAUUUGCAAAGAGCAAAUCCUAAAAACAUGUGGGAUGACAUGAAAGAAAAUGUAGGAAGAAAAAUGUUUGUUGAUCUAAUCAGUAACUCUUAAGGUCAUGAGUUGAUCUAUUUUUGUUCCCAAAACCAGCUACUAAGUCGGCUGACCUUAGCUCGGUCCUGGAAAUCCCCUAAUUUCCUUAGUCCUUUGAAGUGGUAAUGUCAAGUCAGAGUACCAAAAAGUACAAAGUCUGCUGAUUCAUCAAUUUACAACUAUAACCCCCAGUUAAAAUCUGGCACCAGAGUGAACUGUGAGGGUAGUAGAAAGGUAGCUUACAAAGCAAGAAAACUAUCUGCCUUACCUUAGGUGAGCAUAUGUGCUGUUCAAUCACUACGAACUUUAAAUUGAUGAGUAACUUUGAUGCUGUGUAUUUGUUUCCUUAGGUUUAAAUGGCUAAUUGUAAUACUUUUACACAGAAAUUAAUCUUUUAUAAGUAACUGUUGGUUGAUUGCAAUUAUAAAGGAAAACUUGUAUAAACUACAUUAAACGUGAUUUUUUUGCGGGGGCGGGGGAACACUCACUCUGUUCCCUUAGGUAGAGUGCUGUGGCAUCAUAGCUCACAGCAACCUCUAACUCUUGGGCUCAAACAAUCCUCUUGCCUCAGCUUCCAGAGUAGCUGGGACUAUAGGCACCUGCCACAGUACCUGGCUAGUUUUUCUAUUUUUAGUAGAGAUAGGGUCUUCAACUCCUGAGCUCAGGCAAUCCACCUGCUCCCUGAGUGGUAAGAUUACAGGCAUGAGCCACUGCCUGGCCAACGCGGAGUAAAUUUUAAGCCUGUUAUUUACUGUAUCUUUUUAUAAAGUAUGAUUUCAGUUAAAGCUGGCACUAAGGAGUAUUUCACUUUGGCAUGACUGAACUUUGUAUCAUUUCUGGCUUUCAAAAACAAUUUAGGCUGUUUUCCUGUUACACAGCAACUUUUUAUUGUUUAUUAUCUAUGCCUGGCUAAUUUGAAAGGCAAACAGUUUCUUCCAAAGGUCUUCCAAAGGGAAUGCAUCCUCAUGAGCUAGGUUUUAUUCAAACUCAAUUAUACAAUGUAUGGAUAAGUAAACAUUGACAUAUAAUGAAUGCUAACUUUGAAAACUUGAGAAUGCCUCUACUGUAUUUUGGUGUAAAGAGUUAACAAAACUUACUCUACAAUAACCUUAGGAACCCAUUUAUGCAAAAAUGAGUAUUUUAUUUUGGCAGCACUAAAAGAAAAAAAAAACCCACUGUAUUCUACAUUGAGGUGAAAACAAUGUUUGAACUUUCUUACCAAUCAAAUACAUUCCAAAAGAAAGUGAUCUAUGAAGGUUCCAAAGCACAGGCAAAUCUUAGCACAACAGUAAUCUAUAAUACUGAAAAUGACUGUUCUGACAAGAUGUUUAACAAACAUAACUUGAAUUAUUAAACCAGUGAAGCAAUCCCUUCUGUGUCAAGGGUGAAAGGUGAAACUGGGCUUAUUCCAUUAAUACUCUUUAACAAUUUCAUUGUAAUACUUUUUACUGUUAUGACAGUUUUAAAUAAAUUUUGCUGUACUUAAAAUAAGUUUUGAAAGUGGAAAAGUAUACAAAGUUUCAGAUAAAAAGAUUAAUAGAUGCAAUUUAAAUAAAA
Nycticebus coucang (slow loris) is the source of this 6536-nucleotide messenger RNA. It is a transcript of the gene DNAAF2, whose product is annotated as dynein axonemal assembly factor 2. Gene Ontology annotation, cellular component: cytoplasm. Lineage: Eukaryota; Metazoa; Chordata; Mammalia; Primates; Lorisidae. Gene Ontology annotation, biological process: axonemal dynein complex assembly. The coding region runs from base 1351 to 3813 and encodes 820 amino acids. The transcript has 3 exons. The record is from RefSeq and is a predicted model, not a curated record.